GUGGUUGUCCGUUUCCUGCUUUGAGCUGAUGUGUGCACAGAACAGAGAAGAGAAACUUCCUUUCUGACAGUGCAUUGUGAGGACAUUUUUGUUUGUUUUUUAAAUUUAUUUCUAUCAAAUGCAGGAGAUAUUAAUUUCAAAUAAAUUGGAGCAUUUGUGAGAAGGACAAUGAGCCGUGGAAAAAAUAAAACGGAGAGCGUCCCCAGCUCCCUGCUGAGCCAACAGGAGAACGAGAAGCUGGAGGAGCUCCUGGGCAGAAGGUGUGCUUCGAUGGCUACAGCAGUGGCCCAGUUGUUCAUGGCUCUGCCUAACAGCCCAGCCAUGUGGAGUCUGCAGCACACUGGAGUGGUCUGCUUCGUCAAAGACAACCCUCAGCGCUCCUACUUCAUACGCAUGUUUGACCUGAAGGCUGGUAGGCAAAUUUGGGAGCAAGAGCUCUACAACCAGCUUAUUUACUCGACGCCGCUGCCGUACUUUCAUACUUUUCCUGCAGAUGACUGUCAGGUUGGGCUGAACUUUACGGACCAACAGGAAGCGGAUGCCUUCCAGAGCACCAUCAUGGAGAAAAUCAACCAAAGACACAACCGACAAGAGAAGAAACAGCGCCCCCCACCGAAGAAUGCAGACAGAGGAUCCCUCCCUCCUGUUCCGCCUGCAGCGUCUCCCAGCCCUGCAUCUUUCCACAUGGCCACAGUGGACAUCCAGAACCCGGACAUCCAGUCUUCGCGCUACCGCUCCAUGCCUUCUCCCGCCAUUCCCACAGCUGUCUCCAACAAAGGAAAAAAGAGCAAAAAGGACAAGAAAAAAGGCGGGAGGAUCUCCAAGGCGGACAUAGGAGCACCAAGUGGAUUUAAGCAUGUAUCGCAUGUAGGAUGGGACCCCAACAACCUCGACCCAGAUCUGUCGAAGCUGUUAUCCCAGGCGGGCAUUUCUAUGUCUGAUCUGAAGGAUGAACAGACGUCCCAGUUGAUCUAUAACGUCAUACAGGAGUCAGGAGGCAUGGAGGCCGUGAAAAGGGAGGUGAACCGAGGUGAUCUUCCUCCUCCUCCUCCUUCCAGCCGACAGGGGCCCCUGCCUCCUGUGCCGGGCCCCGGCCCCCCGGCUCCUCCUCCCUCACGAGGUCGCUCUGGCCCCCUGCCUCCCAUCCCGGGCCAGGCGCAGCGCGGAGCUCCUCCCCCUCAGCCGCCUCCAUCCCGCGGCAGCCUGCCACCUCCUCCUCCAUCAAGCAGAGGAGGCCCACCUCCACCGCCUCCACCUGCCCACUCUUCAGCCCCUCCGCCUCCUCCGUCUUCAAGGGCCUCCCACAGCAUGCCACCUCCUCCACCGCCAUCCAACCAACCUCGCUCUAUGGGUGUCCCUCCACCUCCUGUCCCAUCUACACCCAGCAGGGGUGGUGGGGGAGGAGCACCACCUCCUCCUCCUCCUCCUCCUCCGCCUCCGCCUCUUCACACUUCUGCUCCUUCAGAUUUCCCUCCUCCUCCAAAGAUUGGUGGCGCGCCUCCACCACCUGCUCCUUCAUCAUCCGGAGGAGGAGACGGCAGAGGCGCCCUGCUCGAUCAGAUCCGACUCGGAAAGAGUCUCAAAAAAGUAACAGAAAGCUCUGAGCCGCCGCCACCUUCAACGCCAGAGGGAGGAGAGGGCAUUGUUGGUGCCCUCAUGAUGGUCAUGCAGAAGAGGAGUAAAGUCAUCCACUCUUCUGAUGAAAGUGAAGACGAUACAGGAUAUGACGAUGAGGACGACGACGAAUGGGACGACUGAUUACACACCGACUGCUGCGGAUUCUGAAUUUAUUAGAUAUUAGUUUUAAGCUCAAUAACUGUUACAUGUGACGUUACAAACUGGAAAACGACUCGUAUUUAUGGGAAAAUUGUUUUUGCAUUUGUGCUGGAGUUAAUAAAAACAAACGUUUUUAUUAACUGAACGUUUCUUAUUUAGAAUUAUGUGAAGAAAUUACUAGUGAUGGAUACGGAUCCGCCUCCUGAUUAUCUUCUGUAGAAAACCCGACCUUGAAUGAGGUCACAUUCAUUUAUGGAGGCAAAAUAAAAACCUAAAUCUAAAGGUAAUAAAUUGUUGAAGCGUCAAGAGUUCUUUAGAAAAUUAAAGUUUAAGAAAAGGCGAACUUGCAUUAUUAUGUCAUUAUGAAAAUAUGACUUGAAAAUGGUCUCAGAACAAUAUUAUCGUUUAUCCCAAUAAUUACUGAGACAAUUUAUCUUCGUUAACAAUGUCCAACAUAUCACCAAGACUUUAAAACAAUCACUAGAUGCUUUCAUGGCAAAUAAACCGUUUCUCAUCUAUCAACACAAAUAUAAAUAUGCAGCAAUGUUCAUAUCUGUAAAAAACAAGUAAAAAUGUUACAAUUCUGACAUUGUAGUCAGAAUUCUAAGAAAAAAUUCAGAAUUCUGACUUUUCUCAAAAUUCUGAAAUUAAAGUUAAAACAAGGAUUCUAAAAAAAAAAAAUCAGAAUUCUGACUUCUCAAUUCUCAGAAUUCUGAGAUUAAAGUUGAAGUCAGAAUUCUGACUUUUUAAACUCGGAAUUCUGAAAUUAAAGUCAAAAUUCUGAGCUUCAAGUCAGAAUUUUGUGACUUUUUUUCUCAAAGGUUUGAGUUUAAAGUAAGAAUUCUGAAAUUAAAGUCCGAAUUCUGACUUUUUUCUGAAUUCUCAGAAUUCUGAGAUUAAAGUCAGAAUUUUAAUAAAGUUAGAAUUCUGAGAAUUUUGAGAUUAUAGUCAGAAUUCAGAGUUUAAAGAAAGAAUUCUGAAAUUCAAGUCAGAACUCUUUUUUUUGUUUGUUUUUUUAGCGGGCCUAAUCCAUUUCUGUAUAUUGGUACUUGGUCUCCUUGGUGAAAAUUUCUAGAUACAGUGUAGGGUGACAGAAUAACAAGCAAUAUUGCAACGAGGCAGGUUCGCUCCCAUUUUUAUCGCAUACUGUACAU
This is a messenger RNA of Gambusia affinis (western mosquitofish), 2930 nucleotides long. It is a transcript of the gene wasb, whose product is annotated as WASP actin nucleation promoting factor b. Gene Ontology annotation, biological process: actin filament organization. Lineage: Eukaryota; Metazoa; Chordata; Actinopteri; Cyprinodontiformes; Poeciliidae. The transcript has 11 exons. The record is from RefSeq and is a predicted model, not a curated record. Gene Ontology annotation, molecular function: actin binding. Bases 169 to 1758 code for a protein of 529 amino acids.